CCGCCAAGAGAAAAAUGGUACCCAAAAUCAAAUGGACUACUAUCGUGACACAUCUUUGUCCCGAACGGGAUGUCGUAUUUGGACGAGGUGGUCAUGCCAAUCACAACCCUGGCAACGGGUUCCUACUCGAAGCCGUGAAGAUCCACAGCCCCAAGUACAAGAGCCUAGGCAAGGAUAAGGACGGCAAAGCGGAAAAGAAACAUAUUGUUCAGCUGGUCACGGCAAUGAUUGAAGCCAGGGGCGGCAGAUUCUUGUUACGGCAACAAACGGAUGCGCCAUGGCAAGAAGCAACCGAAAAGAAGGUGCAUGAGAAGAUCAGUCAUAUGCUAAGGGACCAACCACAUCCUCUGAAACAGUAG
Cylindrotheca closterium is the source of this 359-nucleotide messenger RNA. The record is from the annotation of a GenBank genome assembly. Lineage: Eukaryota; Bacillariophyta; Bacillariophyceae; Bacillariales; Bacillariaceae.